UUUUGUGAGAGCAGCGAUGGAGCUGCGAAGCGCUGUGAAUUAGUGGUGAUGUGUGCGUUUAUGUGUGUGUGCGUGCAUACACAUGCAUACAAACAUAUAGAUAUACGCACAAGUAAAACGUAUUGGAUCUAGACAAUUGUCAUUUCGAUGUUUCUUCAUUUUUAAAGUUUGUGUGUGUCGUGUUCCGCAUAACGUAUCGACUAGAUGUGAGCCAAAUCCAACUUUUAUGGAUGUGAUGAAGUAUCUUAGGCGGAUUGGUUUGAAGCUCCAGGGGGAUUAACUUUGUUCUCUGGUAAAGAGAGGAAUUAGUGACGUUUAAGGGAGCUUGAAUUUGAGUUUACGAACAAGAUGUGGAUGCAUAGAAUGCCUUUAUUCUUAAAAGUGCGCAGAAAGUUGUUUCAGGAAAGGAGAUUGCGACUCAUUUCCUGGGAUGUCGUACUUGGUCGUGUUUGUUUCUCUUUUAAACCGUCGUUUGUUUGAUAGAGAGGUCUUGUUGUAGACAAGUAAUCAUUGACCUCGUAUAGUUCUUACGGAUCGAAUAAAUUGCACCUCUAUUAAUUGAUCUUAAUCCUCCGAAUGGUGAUCUAUUGGUUCAUUCUGCACCAAGUUCGGGACAAUGAGAUGCUAAGGAGCUAUGGUUCGGGUGUAUAAUCGUUAGCUAUGAGGGGCAUUUUUUACUACCUUGAGAGGUUGGGCAGCGGCGUGGAAAUGGCCUGGAAAAGCCCACGUCCUGACACAACUGUACAUUGGAGUUCUAACGGCCUGCUGAAUGCUUUCAUCGAAGUGUUUGUAGCAUUUCUAGUGCUGAUGUGCACUAUCCUUAACUUCUUCACUUCCUCCUUCAUUCGAUUAUCUGGAUUGCACAUUCCUUGUUCUUGCUGUACGCAUUAUCAGAAAGGAGUUUCAGGAAGUUUAGUCGAAGAAUCUAAAUACUCAUUUGCAUCGCCGAAGUUGAAGUCAAUUGAUACUCCUGUUGCAAGUGAUGCCUGCUUGAACGGUUUCCAUCGAAGUGAUGAAUGUGUCAGGGAAACCGAGUUGAAAAAGCCCGCAUAUUUGUCCCUGGGCUGUAAUUUAGUAGGGGGCACUCUUGGCGAGUCUUCGUUAGAUGAUUUCAACUACCGAAGUCAAGAGGAUGUGGACAGGGAGCAGUAUGCGAAAGCUCAAGAGCUGCUGCGCGCUCUUCAGUCGGAGAGUGAAGUCAUGGCUGCUCUCUACAGCGAGCUGGAAGAAGAAAGGAAUUCUUCCGCAACAGCUGCGAGUGAAGCGUUAGCUAUGAUCUCGCGACUUCAAGAAGAGAAAGCAGCUGUCCAGAUGGAAGCUCGGCAAUUUCAGCGGAUGGUAAUGGAGAAGGCCAUGUACGAUCAGGAGGCGAUUGAGGUAUUAUCAGAAAUUCUCGCGAAACGCGAGGAUGAAAAAAUUGCAUUAGAAGAGGAGCUCGAAUUGUUCAAAGAGAGAUUAGACACUGUGCUGACGGAAGAAAGGGAUUAUGCUGAAAGAGUGGGGAGGGAUUAUGUCCCAAUGCUGUUACUGGAGGGAGCUCCUGCGGAUGAGAAGUCAACUUCUCCAAAAUCUGAACGAGCAGAUCCUCCGGUGUCAGGGAGAACUACUCCAAAUGGAAGGAUCUCCAAGGAUGGAAAAAUUACUCCCGAUGGAAGACCUGGGAAGGAUGGGAAAAUCACUCCGGAUGGGAGACUCGGGAAGGACGAGAGAAUUACGCCAAAUGGGAGGCUCGCGAAAGAGGAAGAAGUAGAAUUCCUGGAUAGACUCUACAAGACCAAGAGCCAGCUGCUGACUGCUUUGUUACAGGAAGGGAUUCAUGAGACUACGAGCGCUUUGGAAGAGUCAGCGAGCUUCGCUAAUGAGAUCCAUAAAGCGAUGGCCAAAGUCCCUGCGAGAGCUGAAAGUCCUCCAAUACUGGAUCACGAAAGUCAUAAAUCUCCAUUGGGAUUGGGUCCGAUCAAGACAGGUCGUGAAAUCGGUUUGCCGAUCCCUCCUGCAGUUACUAAGAAGCAGAUUGCGAAAGCACCGUCGAAUGAUACAGGAAAAUCCACAGACGAACCCGUGUAUGUUAGCCGUAAGCCCGCUUCUACCAUCACCAAGAACCAGAUUGAGAAGGUACCAGCGAAGGAUGGCGAUGAUCCUGUCUUAGUCAGUCGCAAGUCAACUCCUGUAAUCGGUAAACAGACAGAUGAGGUGUUAACAAAGGAUGCUGAAAAUGCUGCUGCUGGGCUCGUCUCAGUGAGCUGUGAUCCAACUCCUCUUAUCCCUAAUAAGCAUGUUGAGAAUACGAAGAGCGCUGAAAUAGCUGCUGAUGAGCCUCGGUGUAUUGCUCAUGAGACUGCUUUGCCUAUAAUUCCCUCUGUAGUCGCCAGGAAUAAAACUGAAUCGUCAUUAGGGACGAAGACUGCCGGAAAAGGACCUGAUGAGCGUGUGUAUAUCAAUCGCGAGACUAGUCUCUCAAUUCUUCCUUCUGCGGCUGUUAAGAUGCAGAAUGAGAGAAUAUCAGUGAAGAUUGACCGAAGAUCUACUGACGAACCUUUGUUCGCCAGUCUGAAGAGAAGGUGGAACGCCCGUAGUUCUCAGGAAAUAUCUGCAGGAGAGGCUUUAGCGAAAGCGAAGGAGGAUAGACGUAUAGAAGAGAAGAGGUUGUCAGUGUUGGAGUAUGUGAGGACUUUGGAAGAGCAACUUCAACAGCAAGCAGGGAGGCCCGCUGUCCAGAUUUCUAGAGCAAGAAGUGUCGACGGGAAGGAGGAAGAUGCUAGACUUAGAAGUUCUGGUCAAUUUGAAAGAUCUGUUUCAGUAAAGUCAGAGAAUACAGGCGGAGCUGAAAGAGACGAGUCAGUCCAGCGAAGGCUCUUCGCAGAUGGAGAUUCUGUGGACAAAAAGUUGCUCGUGAACUCUAUACAAGAUGGGGGAGUUUACAGGGUUUAUUCGCAGCCUAGCAGUUUGAAUGCUGGCAACGACAGUAAGCCCACGGUGGACGGAAAUGGGUUCCUUGUUAAUGCCCGAAAAUCCGAAGAUAGUGCUGAAGAAGCGUUGUUUGUACACGAUGUCUAUGAGGUACCUCAUGAAGCAGAAAAUUGACUUUUGAGAAUGGAAAGAAAAUCUUCUCGAAGUGAUCGCCCAAAAUUUGCGGGAGUAACCAGUUAUGGAGCAGAGGGAUGUGAAGCUUUUGGACUUCUUCCAGCACGCACUGCAUUUUGAAGUUGGAGUUGCAUAUGCUCGUCCAAGGAAACUUAAGAGGCGUACGAUCAACAGUACGUUAAGAAUAUCUUCAUGUAGACUUGGCACACAUAGCUCAGAGCUCACUUGUGACUCUUUCUGGUGGAUGCGUUAGCUCUACUUUAGAUAACCUUCCAGAUCCUUUUGCUGGUGUAUGUGUAUGGAAGAUUGAAAGGGUAAGCUGUACAAGUUUUGUAUAAUGAACAGGAUCUCAUGAUAUACCCUCCUGGAAAUGUUAACCUAGUUUAUCCCCCUUUCACGAAC
This is a messenger RNA of Physcomitrium patens, 3486 nucleotides long. RefSeq lists its product as uncharacterized. The record is from RefSeq and is a predicted model, not a curated record. NCBI's taxonomy places the organism in Eukaryota, Viridiplantae, Streptophyta, Bryopsida, Funariales, Funariaceae. Gene Ontology annotation, molecular function: myosin binding.